Molecule: messenger RNA, 285 nt
Organism: Clonostachys solani
Lineage: Eukaryota; Fungi; Ascomycota; Sordariomycetes; Hypocreales; Bionectriaceae
Source: the annotation of a GenBank genome assembly
AUGGUCGCGCUCCUCGAGUGGAUGGCCAUCUUGGUGCCCAAGGGCACAUAUAACGCCUUCCGGUGGACGUGCUACCCCAUGCACUGGAUCAACAUGACCUACUACGUCGCUAUCAAGUUCACCGAGAACCUGCCAUGCCUCCCCCAAGCCCCCGUCUUGGAUAAACCUUUGGUUGAGGGCAAGCGGAUCGACGAGAAGAUUCUCAUCGCGAGGCGUGUACCCAGAGCCACCGGGAUGCCUGAUUCGUUGUCUAGCUCUAGCUUUGACUUUGGGCCUGCUUCAUGA